AUGCCCAACGUCCCACCCACCGGAUACACGCAGUGCACCGUCCCACUACUCACCAUGCAGCAGGUCGCGCACCUAACCCAGGGGCUCCUAAAUAGAAUUCCACUCAUCUGCCGUUACACAACCAUCUUUAUAAACACCCUCCAUCUCAACACCGCAGCCCAGAAGACAAAGGAUUCCUCAGCAUCCCCUACCACAUACACUCCUCUAAAGAAAGCCUACCCCACCCCAACCCAACACAAAAACAAAAACCCAAAUGUCCGAUACCCCACCCCCCCAUACACACGCUUUGCCGCCACCCCCAUAUCCCCACAGGACCUCGCCGCCGCCGAAUCCGAGCUCCACCGCAUCAACAAAGAACUCGAAAGUACCGCCGACCCGGAGGCAUACGUCGAGAGCAAGAAGGAGGUGAUUGACCAGUGCCUGAGCGUCGCCUGCCACCAUGAACACGCUGCGAUUAUCAGGCGGCGAGGCCGGGAGGAGGUUCUUCCAACGCGGUACGAGUGGAUGUGCAAGUACCUGCAGCAGCGCAAGGAUCGGAUGCAGGAGAAGAUAAGAAGGGGUGUGAAUGGGGUUGUGACGGGGGAUUUGCUUCGGUAUGUGUAUUAUGCGCGUUGA
Messenger RNA from Morchella importuna, 615 nucleotides. RefSeq lists its product as uncharacterized. Bases 1 to 615 code for a protein of 204 amino acids. NCBI's taxonomy places the organism in Eukaryota, Fungi, Ascomycota, Pezizomycetes, Pezizales, Morchellaceae. The record is from RefSeq and is a predicted model, not a curated record. The transcript is spliced from 2 exons.